AUGGCAUCGCAGUACGACAACGAGCUGGGUGACAUCGACGCUCAAAACCCAUACGCGUCCAGCAGCAAAUGGCGACAUCAAGAGUCGACCAAAUACGCCCGCCACGAGGCGCAACAACUCCAGGCGCGCGACGCUACCACAACUGGCACGACCGAUGAUCUAGCCGAGUAUCUCAAUUCCACUCGGAUUGAGCCCCAGGGAGACGGGCAUUCGUCGAGAAACCACCAGCCCAUCCAUCUGGCUGCCCACAAUGGCGAAGAAACGGCCGUCGGCCAACACGAUGAGGAGUCAGAUGGUAAGGAAAUCGUGUGCGGCCCUCUUCUCAACUAUCGUCGAAUGGAACAUGGCUACUGGUUCGGUAGCGUCCUCAUUGUAACCAAAGGCGGUGGCAAGGACGUACUCUACCAACCAUCUCUGGUCUUGCGACGUGCUGGCGGACAAGGAGAGGCGUUCCAAUCCCAGGGCGAGCGUCUGUAUUCUGACAAACGAAACACCUUCUGGGCAUUUGGCAUUAGCGUACCGCUCGAGCCCAAUGAGACAAAGUACGAAUAUGAAGUGCCAGGGCUGCGAUUCUCCAGCAGCCACAAGCCACGAAUCAACAGCUUCUUCAUCCCCGCCAUAAACGAGUCGAUGCGCAUAAUGUUCUAUUCUUGCAAUGGCUUCAGUGUCGGCACCGACGAGGAGGCCUGGAGCGGUCCGGCCCUGUGGAACGAUGUUAUGCGGAAGCAUGCAGCUACGCCUAUCCAUGUCAUGGUUGGCGGCGGUGAUCAGAUCUACAACGACGGCAUCCGAGUCCACGGUCCUUUGCGCACCUGGACGGACAUUAGCAACCCCAAGAAGCGCCAAGAGUACCCCUUCCCGGAGAAGCUCCGUGCCGAAUGCGAUGAUUAUUAUCUUCAAAACUACCUCCGAUGGUACAAUACGCCGCCCUUUUCCACGGCCAACGGCCAGAUCGCCCAGAUCAACAUCUGGGAUGACCAUGAUAUCAUCGACGGCUUCGGCUCAUACGUUGAUAAGUUCAUGCAAUGCGACGUGUUUCGCGGCAUUGGUGGCACUGCCCACAAGUACUACAUGCUGUUCCAGCACCAUCUCCCUCCUCCGCCAUCCACAUACACAUCCGACUUUGCCGAUAACGAUACCGAUGGCACUCAGGGCAUUGAUCCCAAUCAGUUGAUUGACACGUAUGUCGCACCUGGAAAGACCGAACCGCAAUACAUUGUCGGAAACAAGCCUGGUCCCUAUGUUGCGGAACAUUCGUAUAACAUCUACACCCGAUUGGGUGCACGUAUUGCUCUGCUUGGCAUCGAUGCCCGAACUGAGCGUACUCGACACCAAGUCAACUAUCCUGAAACUUAUGACCUGAUUUUCCAAAGGGCACGGGAUGAGCUGAGCGCCGCUGCCAGAUCUGGCCAGCCUAUCAGGCAUUUGAUUCUACUUCUCGGCAUUCCCAUUGCUUAUCCACGCUUGACCUGGUUAGAGAACAUUCUUCGAAGCCCUCUUAUCGGCCCCGUCAAGCUCCUCAACCGACGAUUUGGUGUCGGCGGUGGCUUCUUUAAUCACUUUGACGGAAGCGUAGAUUUACUCGAUGACCUUGAUGACCACUACACAGCCAAGACGCACAAGGUUGAGCGAGCCCAGCUGAUUGUGGAACUUCAGAAGCUUUCGGCCGAGUUCUCGGUGCGAACUACUAUUCUGGGAGGCGACGUUCAUCUGGCUGCCUUGGGUCGCUUCUACUCCAAUCCUAAGCUCAAGGUGCCUGUUGAAGAAGACAGCAGAUACAUGGUCAACGUUGUCUCGUCGGCCAUUGUCAACAAGCCCCCGCCUCAAGCCGUGGCCAAUCUCCUGGCGCGACGAAACAAGAUUCAUCACCUAAACUCCAAGACAGACGAGACUCUGCUGGAUCUGUUUGACAAAGAUCCUGGCAAUUUCACAAAGACUGCCAGUCACAACAACUGCACGAUGCCCAGCCGCAACUUUGCUAUACUGACAGAAAACUCUCCUACAAACCAAACCAACGGUGUUGUGCCUGAGGUGAAUGGCGAGUCGCAAUCAUUUGAGGGGGUUGACGGCCAUUCGCAAUUGCACAAGGGAGAGGUUGGUGCUGGUACGCAACACAAGGCAGCUUCUGAUGACAGACACGGCCGAGGCCACGAUGGCAGCCUGGACAUUCGCAUCAGCGUCGAGAUUGACCAGCACAACCCCGAGGGCCUAACAGAAGGCUACGGCUUGACUGUGCCACUACUGACGUAUCGCCCCAGGACCCAAGCGUCCUCGAGGGCAGUGUCUACUGCAACGAGCACUCCAAGCCAGUAG
Molecule: messenger RNA, 2313 nt
Organism: Trichoderma virens Gv29-8
Lineage: Eukaryota; Fungi; Ascomycota; Sordariomycetes; Hypocreales; Hypocreaceae
Exons: 5
Coding region: 1-2313 (770 amino acids)
Cellular component (GO): membrane
Source: RefSeq, a predicted model, not a curated record